CGCGCCCGGCGGCCAUCCGCUCGCCGCUCCCUCCUCUGGCGCGCUCCAGGCCGCGCCCUUCGCCCUCUCGCCUUCCUAGGCGGGCGGUGCGGAGCGGCUUGAAGGCCGGCGCCUUCUGCGGCCGCCCCGGCAGAGGGGAUGUGAGGGGCGGCCCGCGGCCAUGGAGACGGGCCCGGCGCCCCUAGUGGCCCCGCCGCGCCGCCAUGGCGCCCCCGCGGCCCCCUCGCCGCCGCCCCGCAGCUCCCGGGCCGGGCCCUUCGUGAUGGUGGCUCAGGGCCCGCCAAUGACCACAGCCACUUCGGCCCCGGUCACUCUCGUGCCCCCCGGGGCGGCGCUGCCAGCCUGGAUACCGGGGCCGACCCAGACCUCGGCUCCAGCCGCGGACGCAGCCCCGGCGGUCGCGGGCAGCACGGUGGUGGUGCUGACUCUGGAGGCCUCACCCGAAACCCCAAGAGCACAGGUCUCCCGAGGCCCAGAGCCCCUGGUGCCUGCAGCAGUGGCAGGAGACAAAAUGUCGAUGGCUCUGGCUCCUGGGGCACACUCUCUGAAGACGGAGGAAGCUAGAACCUCACCCGCCCCUGGAACAGGUAUCCCCACCAGGACCCCUUCCGGAACGGCUCCUGGGGCCCUGACCGCCAAACCCCCGCUUGCACCCAUGCCGGGAACCACAGUGGCCUCAGGAGUGACUGGACGGGUUGCAGCAGUGACAGCCGGACAGGUGACAAGUGGGCAUGGAGGUGCAGCAUCAACAGCACGGGCUACAGAGAACCCCUCGGGGCCUGGCACAGGCCCUCCCGGGACGUGUGAGACCCCGGUAGCUGUCGUGACGGUGACCCCAGCUCUAGAGCCUGCUGAAAACUCUCAGGACCUAGGCUCCACGUCCAGCCUGGGACCUGGCAUCUCUGGGCCUCGCGGGCAGGCUCCGGACACUCUGAGCUACUUGGACUCCGUAAGCCUCAUGUCUGGAACCUUGGAGUCCUUGGCAGAUGAUGUGAGCUCCAUGGGCUCAGACUCGGAGAUAAAUGGGCUGGCCCUGCGCAAGACGGACAAGUAUGGAUUUCUUGGGGGCAGCCAGUAUUCAGGCAGCCUUGAGAGCUCCAUUCCGGUAGAUGUUGCUCGGCAGCGGGAGCUCAAAUGGCUGGAGAUGUUCAGUCACUGGGAUAAAUGGCUAUCACGGCGUUUCCAGAAGGUGAAGCUGCGCUGCCGGAAGGGGAUACCCUCCUCCCUCAGAGCCAAGGCCUGGCAGUACCUGUCCAAUAGCAAGGAACUCCUGGAGCAGAACCCGGGCAAGUUUGAGGAGCUGGAACGGGCCCCUGGGGACCCGAAGUGGCUGGAUGUGAUUGAGAAGGACCUGCACCGCCAGUUUCCUUUCCACGAGAUGUUUGCUGCUCGAGGCGGGCAUGGGCAACAGGACCUGUAUAGAAUAUUGAAGGCCUACACUAUCUACCGGCCCGACGAGGGCUACUGCCAGGCCCAGGCCCCAGUGGCUGCUGUGCUUCUUAUGCACAUGCCUGCUGAGCAAGCCUUUUGGUGCCUGGUGCAGAUCUGUGACAAGUACCUCCCCGGUUACUACAGUGCAGGGCUGGAGGCCAUUCAGCUGGAUGGAGAAAUCUUUUUCGCGCUGUUGCGCCGGGCAUCUCCACUGGCACAUCGGCACCUGCGGCGGCAACGCAUUGACCCUGUGCUCUACAUGACGGAAUGGUUCAUGUGCAUCUUUGCCCGCACCCUUCCAUGGGCUUCAGUGCUGCGUGUCUGGGAUAUGUUCUUCUGUGAAGGUGUCAAGAUCAUCUUCCGGGUGGCCCUGGUGCUGUUGCGGCACACUCUGGGCUCAGUGGAGAAGCUGCGCUCCUGCCAAGGCAUGUAUGAAACCAUGGAGCAGCUGCGCAAUCUUCCCCAGCAGUGCAUGCAGGAGGACUUUCUGGUGCAUGAGGUGACCAACCUCCCAGUGACGGAAGCACUGAUUGAGCGAGAGAAUGCAGCCCAGCUCAAGAAGUGGCGGGAAACCCGGGGGGAGCUACAGUAUCGGCCCUCACGACGACUACAUGGCUCCCGGGCCAUCCAUGAGGAGCACCGCCGGCAACAGCCACCCCUAGGUCCCUCCUCCAGCCUCCUCAGCCUCCCUGGCCUCAAGAGCCGAGGCUCCCGGGCAGGUGGAGGAGCCCCCUCUCCACCUCUUCCUGCCCGCAGGGCCAGUGUUGGGCCUGCCCCAGGGCCAGUGGUCACUGCUGAGGGACUGCAUCCAUCCCUUCCUUCACCUACUGGCAAUAGCAUGCCACUUGGUUCCAGCAAGGAGACUCGAAAGCAGGAGAAGGAGCGGCAGAAACAGGAGAAGGAACGUGAGAAGGAGCGGCAGAAACAGGAGAAAGAGCGGGAGAAGCAGGAGAAGGAACGGCAGAAGUGGGAAAAAGAGCAGGAGAAGGAACGGCAGAAGCAGGAGAGGAAGGCCCAAGGCAGAAAGCUUUCACUGCGACGGAAGGCAGAGGGUCCCCCAGCUCCACAGGAUGGUGGGGACAGGUCUGUGGCUUCUGAGACCCGGCAGGAUGCUUACUUCUGACCUCUGUCCCGGGGCUGGACUGCAUGGCCCCCCUCUUUUUCCCUCAGCCAGGAGUGCUGCCUCCAACCUCCUGGCAGGAAAGUGGCUUGAUUCUCCAUCUCCUUGCUAGCUGCCAGGACAGUCAGAGUGAACAGGGCAGCUGCAUUUCCCUGGGCAGCCAUGACCAAGUCUGGAGCCCCUCACCUCCAAUUAGGCCCAGCUGGGGUCUCUGUCACUCCUACCCCAAUUCCCUCUGGGGUCCCUUCCCAGGUGCUGUCCUGAUUGGCUUUUUGUCACCUCAGGGGUGACUCUUGGCAAUGGGAGUCAGCAGUUUCCAGAUUCUUAUAUCUUAGUUGAUCCCCUUACCCAAGAAGUGGAGCUGGGUUCCUAUUUCCCUUCUUCAAUCCUGCCUGUCUCCACUUCCUGGCUGGGCCCAAGGCUCUCCUCACUCGAUUUCUGGACAUUUCUGUUAUAAUUAUGUACAGAAGACGUGGUCAGCCCAGGGUGGGGGUGUUUGCUUUGUCUUCUGUUGUUUGGUUUUCCUUCUACAGUGUUCUUACACUCAAGUUUAUUUAAGGGGACAUGCACUGGAACAGGAAUGUCCCCCACUUCCCCACCUACCACCCUCCUUGAUUUCCUUCCUCUUCACCCACCUUCCUAUGUACUUCCAGACAUCCCCCUGCUUUGUCUCACCAGGGCCCCCAUCUUUCACCUGUUCUCUUCUAUCUCUCCAGCCCCUUUUGGGGUGAGGGGUCUUCCCUUGAGCUCCAUGGGGUGGAACCCAAUGUUUACAUUCUCUUCUGUCUCUGCCCUACUCUGUGGCGCUUUGAGGAGCAGGAAAAGAAUCUGCUGUUGUACUUGG
Messenger RNA from Manis pentadactyla (Chinese pangolin), 3395 nucleotides. It is a transcript of the gene TBC1D10B, whose product is annotated as TBC1 domain family member 10B. The coding region runs from base 161 to 2554 and encodes 797 amino acids. The record is from RefSeq and is a predicted model, not a curated record. The transcript has 9 exons. Lineage: Eukaryota; Metazoa; Chordata; Mammalia; Pholidota; Manidae.